This is a messenger RNA of Penicillium cinerascens, 744 nucleotides long. Its product is annotated as alpha/beta hydrolase. Gene Ontology annotation, molecular function: palmitoyl-(protein) hydrolase activity; carboxylic ester hydrolase activity. The record is from RefSeq and is a predicted model, not a curated record. Gene Ontology annotation, cellular component: cytoplasm. Gene Ontology annotation, biological process: protein depalmitoylation. Bases 1 to 744 code for a protein of 247 amino acids. Lineage: Eukaryota; Fungi; Ascomycota; Eurotiomycetes; Eurotiales; Aspergillaceae. The transcript has a single exon.
AUGCCUACCAAGAAUCCCACACCGUCCGACUUCCCCUCCAAUCUCACCGUCACCGUCACUCUUCCACCCUCCGCGUCCUCCCCAGCCCCCAACGUUCUAUUGUUACUCCACGGCCUCGGCGAUUCCGCUGCAGGCUUCACCUCGUUCGCGCGAGCCUUACAGCUUCCAGAAACUGCAAUUGUAACAAUACAAGGACCCGCCCCUCUCCCCUUGGACCUGGGCGGCUUCCACUGGGGUGACGAUGUGGCAUUCGAUACCUCAAGUGGCGGGCUGGACAUGGACGCAGGUCUGACGCGUAGCACGGCAACACUGGUCAAUGAUGUCGUGCGUAACACACUGGUCAGCAAAUGCGGCUACCUCCUGCGCGAGAUUAUGAUGUUCGGAUUCGGGCAAGGUGGCAUGGCUGCAUUGACCGCGACUCGGGAGCUGGGCCUGGGCGACAAUGGCGGAUCUCUAUCCGGAGUUAUCUCCGUUGGCGCGCCAUACCCGCUCUCUGGCCAGCGAUCAGGAGCCAAGAACCGUACCCCGGUGCUACUGGUCGCUGGGCGUGACUCGCUUGUAGUCUCCGAUGCGGCUGUUCGUAGGACAAAGGAGGUUUUUGAGUUUGUUGAGCUGAGCCGUUACCCGAGAAAGGGCGACGGUAUGCCAACGAAUCGGAAUGAGAUGAUGCCUGUCAUGCAGUUCUUUGCCCGGCGAUUGCGCAGCCGGCAAGGCGUGCCUGAGGGCAGUGUUGAGAUUGGUUGA